GUCCAGGGAGUCCGUUCCCCACCGUGCAACCCCUCACUCGCCCGAAGACGGAGAUGAAAUCUCCUUGUCGGCGAAAUGGGCUGCGAGUGUUGAUGUCCCGGCCAAGGUCCCGGCCAGUCCAAAUACAUAAUCUCCUCAAAUCCAAUUGGUCCUGGAAAGAAUAACCUUUUUACACAGGCUUGUCAUCGUCCCUCGAUUCUCUGUGUGUGCCACCUUAGCCUGGUACAAGGAGAGAUCUUCACUCACCCCUUACCGACCUAUUCCGUCAUCCGCAGUGGCUUACACACCCCAUCGGCUAAGGCUGCUUGGGGCGGCUUCUGGAAUGCCCCGCAGCACCCCCUCCAUCUCCUCGCCCUCCAAGCGGCUUUCUCUCAUCUCGAGCCACUUCGCCGACCAGCAACCCCUUGAUAUACCGUCUGGCACUGCCCUGCUUCCAAAGUCACAGGCCCGUAAACUGUCCAAGUCUGCCAUCAUGUCUUCCCAACCAGACCAUCCAACACUGCUCAUUCCGGGGCCAAUUGAGUUCGACGAUGCUGUCCUACAGUCGAUGAGUCAUUACAGCGAGAGCCAUGUCGGGCCCGGUUUCGUCGCGACUUUUGGAGACACGCUCUCCAUGCUCCGGAAGCUAUUCCAGACAAGCGACCCUGCCGCGCAACCCUUCAUCAUCUCUGGCUCCGGCACACUUGGUUGGGAUAUCGUAGCUGCGAACCUGGUCGAGGCUGGCGAGGAUGUCUUGGUCCUUAGCACCGGGUACUUCAGUGACGGGUUCGCCGAUUGCUUGAAGGUGUACGGGGCCAACGUGACAGAGCUCAGGGGCCCUGUUGGGGGCCGGCCCCAACUCCCAGAGAUUGAGAAGGCCUUGUCUGAGAAGAAAUACAAAAUGAUCACCGUCACCCACGUCGACACCUCCACGGGUGUGCUGAGUGAGCUGGAGAACCUCUCAGCCCUGGUCCGCAAGGUGUCUCCGGACACCUUGAUUAUCGUCGAUGGAGUCUGCAGUGUUGCAUGCGAAGAGAUUGCGUUCGACAAGUGGCAGCUCGACGGUGUCGUCACUGCCAGCCAAAAGGCCAUCGGCUGCCCAGCCGGUUUGUCGAUAUCCAUGUUCAGCGGCCGGGCCAUGAACGCACUCCAGAACCGCAAAUCCCCACCAUCGUCGUACUUUGCGUCGAUGAAGAACUGGGCUCCAAUUAUGCGAAACUAUGAGGCCAAGAAGCCGUCCUACUUCGCAACUCCCUCGCCGCAGCUGGUUCACGCUCUUCACACUGCAUUGACCCAGAUCCUCUCCAAACCUGUCUCGGACAGGUUCGCGCGGCACAAGGAGGCGUCAGACAGGAUCAAGAAGGCGGUGGCGGAACUGGGUCUAAAGCAAGUUGCUGCAGACCCCGAAAACCAGGCUCAUGGCAUGACCGCCAUCUACCUCCCCGAGAAUGUCAAGGCUCCCGAGUUACUGCCGAAACUGGCCCAGAAAAAGGUUGUCUUUGCGGGCGGCAUCCAUAAGGAAAUCGCGCCAAAGUAUAUUCGUUUCGGACACAUGGGUGUCAGCGUGCUAAAUCCCGAGAGGGGUGAUGUUGAAAGGGCUCUCGAAGCCCUGCGCGAUAGCCUCGCGGAGUGUGGAUAUCAGAAGGCAUAGGAUGGUAUUGAGACUAGUGGCCGGUACUAGAGUCAGUUACUGUUGCGGACGAAGGUCACAACAUGCCCAAGGAUCUACAUUUCAUUCGAUUCCGGGCCAGGCAUUAGAAGUUUCUAGAUAGAGGCAACUAAGUACCCAAUGAGUAGAAGAUGAUCAUCCACACCACAAAGGCCCUCUUGCAUCAUAGGCAAUUAUAGAAGAUGGUGCGCUCAGCCUGUUGGAAUCGUAGAGGAUGCCAAGUAUGAUACAAGC
This is a messenger RNA of Phialemonium atrogriseum, 1882 nucleotides long. Its product is annotated as pyridoxal phosphate-dependent transferase. Lineage: Eukaryota; Fungi; Ascomycota; Sordariomycetes; Cephalothecales; Cephalothecaceae. The record is from RefSeq and is a predicted model, not a curated record. The transcript is spliced from 4 exons. Gene Ontology annotation, molecular function: L-serine:pyruvate transaminase activity; L-alanine:glyoxylate transaminase activity. Gene Ontology annotation, cellular component: peroxisome. Bases 323 to 1630 code for a protein of 435 amino acids.